Messenger RNA from Ilex paraguariensis (yerba mate), 445 nucleotides. The record is from the annotation of a GenBank genome assembly. Lineage: Eukaryota; Viridiplantae; Streptophyta; Magnoliopsida; Aquifoliales; Aquifoliaceae.
CUGAUAUGCUUAAACUGAAUGUAGAUGGAGCUGCAAAAGGGCUUUCUUUCUGGUGGUGGCAUGAUCUUAAGGAAUCCGGAGGGGCAUACUUAGGAGCUUGGAUUACCAGAUUUGCCAUGUGUACAAAGAGGCAAAUGCUAUGGCAGAUUUUCUGGCCAAUUAUGCAGUCCAGUUGAGGUCUUCUAUUGACCUUACAUUGGCAGAACCAUUUCCUUUGGGGGGAAGACUUGUGCUGCAGCAGGAUCAGAGUGGCCUGCCAGUAGUAAGGAAGAAGAUUUCCUUGGAAGCACUUUCCUAUGGAGCUGAUGCCCUGAUACUAUGGGUUUUGAGUGUUGAUUAUACAAAUGAUGUCAUGGCUGGGCCUCAAGUCCUCCGUCAAAUGUCAAGCAUAUAUAGGAUGGUGGGAGGAAUGUUGCGAUUUCUUUUGGCAAAUCUUCAUGAUUAG